This is a messenger RNA of Branchiostoma belcheri (Belcher's lancelet), 1471 nucleotides long. Its product is annotated as integumentary mucin C.1-like. The record is from RefSeq and is a predicted model, not a curated record. The transcript has 2 exons. The annotation marks the transcript as partial. NCBI's taxonomy places the organism in Eukaryota, Metazoa, Chordata, Leptocardii, Amphioxiformes, Branchiostomatidae.
UUUUUCUCAUGUUGUUUCUUGUACCAUAGAGGGUAAGAGAUGUUGUAGGCGCGAGGUUUCCCCAGAACGUUCUUAUGGUGAAGGAUUAAAGUUCCGAACUUCACAGGACCUUACGACGCCAAACGACGACAUGAGAGUGACAAUGAUGUUCCUGUGGUUCAUCUUCGUGGCCCAACCGUGCGGAAUAGACACUACUACCACGGAGGAGAACAGAAGAACAAGCACGGCAAGAAAAUACCCAGAGACAACUUACUCUUCGGGUUCAAUAACAUCGACACCGAGAACUUUAUUCACGUCUCCUACCUCAUAUACUGUAACAGAUAUGAUAGACAAAAUUACAACAACGUCGACAGUACCUUUACGUACCACUAGGACUACCUCUCAGGGCACACAGAGGCAAACUGCAAUAUUUACUAACACUCCUACUACAAGAGAAAAGACAACAGAAUCAACUUAUCCUUCAAGUGUAACGGAUACCACUAAUACACGAACGUUUAGCACGUUUAGAAUAACAGAAAGUUCGAGUACAAUACAAGAACAAACCACUGAAACAACUACAGAAAGAAGAACGACGAGCUCAAAAUCUACAUUGAUUACAAGUGGCACAAGUGCUCAGCCAACAACCAAGCAAAUUACUACCUCUAGCAGAACUGUAUCAACAUUACUACCAACGACCGUUUCAAAUAAAGUAACGACCACAAACCGAAGCACAACUAAGUCAACCACUCCCUUAGCAACAACUUCAACACCAUCAUUAUCCUUAUCAACAACUCAAGGCAUUACUCAAGGCACUACAAGUCAAAGCACCCCUAGGCAAACCACCUUAGAUACUACAAUAGCCACUUCAAUUCAUACUACUGGCCAAACGAGGUCUACGGCCACAUCACCAUUACCUACUACUAGUACUAAUGCUCAAACAACCACCACGAUCGAACCAACUACUACCUCUGCCACAACUUUGGCGACUAGUCAAAAGACAACAGACCAAACUACAAGUGGCACCACGUCAAAAGUAACCACCGUUCCUCAAACAACAACAACAACAAGUCAAAGUACAACAAUACCUACAACCGUAUCCAGUACGACUGAAACAAUCCCUACAACUAAAACUCAGUCAACAACUACCUUAACUACAACUGCAACUACAAUGAAACCAUCAUCCUUGCCAACAAGUCAAAGCACAACUGAGCAAACCACCUUAGAUACUACAACACCAACUACAGCGCAAGGCACAACCCAGCCAACCACUUUCUCCACAACGACUACAACUACAGCUCAAGCCACAACCCAGCGAACCACCCUCCCCACAACGACUACAACUACAACUCAAGCCACAACCAAGCCAACCACCCUCUUCACAACGACUACAACUACUACUCAAGCCACAACCAAGCCAACCACCAUCUCCACAACUCCAACUACAGCUCAAGCCACAACCCAGCCAACCACUAUCUCCACAACAACUCCAACU